Molecule: messenger RNA, 1661 nt
Organism: Melanotaenia boesemani (Boeseman's rainbowfish)
Lineage: Eukaryota; Metazoa; Chordata; Actinopteri; Atheriniformes; Melanotaeniidae
Exons: 5
Coding region: 230-1096 (288 amino acids)
Source: RefSeq, a predicted model, not a curated record
CAGCAGCAGCAUAUUAGUUUGAAAAAGCAUUCACCGGAUGUAUUAGUUUGACAAAAUCUUUGAACUCAGCAGCAUUUUAAACUCACCUGUGUCCACAUUUUGCUGCUUAAAAAUCAAAGGCACCUGCUAACCUGCUGGUCAAUUAACCUGCCACUUUUCCUGGCUGCAUUUUCACAACUCUGUUGCAUCAUCAUCUUCGUCUCCAAAAAUAUUUGCACGCGCAAAUGUCAUGGCAUGUAGGAGAGGACGACAACGUUUACUUCCAGAUUGCACCAUUAGACAUGUACCCAACAGUAUGGACCAGCUUACUUCAAAGUACAUGAUGUGCAAAAUGGAGUCCAGCACAGAUUCAGACUCAGAAGUCAGUCCAAGAUGGUCAGACACCAGCACUCUGGGGUGUGUGAGCAGUGCGUCAGAGCAUGAGACUUUACGGCAGUCAGUGUCAUUAACAUACAAGUCUGCGGGACGGCACGCCAGUUAUUCUCUCUUUUUGGACCCGUAUGAUGGGAGCUCAGAAGAUUCUGACGAGUCAAACACUGAUGCUGGUUUCUUCAGCAGACAAACAAGGCAGCAGAGUAAGGGAGGAGGAGGAUGUCGCCUUUUGAAUCAGAGAAAGCGAUUCAUCACUCAUUACCCUGUUCCCAUCAGAGAAAUGGUGAGAGAUUCUGUAAUAGAUCAGCAACCUACACUCUUCAAAGAUAGCAACGAUGUCCAGAUGAGAUGUGGAAGUGACUCUGAGCUGUGGGAUUGUGAGCUUGAUACUCGGCCCUCUCAAAGUGACAGGAAUGGUUGUAGAAUUAUUCCAGAGGAAAGAACAACUGAAUCAUCAACGCUCAUCCAAACAAUGGAUAUAGAAUUGCAACUUCAUGACUCAGGCUUGCACUCAACGGGAUCCUCCACUCCUCAGACCUCUGGACUUCAAACCUCAGUGGAAGGUUUGAACAGCUGCUCUGAGAGAUCCGCCAGCUCUUGUACCCUCAGAUCUCUAUGCAAGAGAAAGGGGGGUCUCCCUGGAAGAGAAAUGGUGGAGCUGGGGCCAAGAAAACGGCUGUGUGUUGACAUGGAAGACAAGCAAGAGGAAAAAGAGAAUGUCUAAGCAAUGUUAUAGCUUUCUAACCAAUGACUCAGAGGUUAAAGCCACACUAAGAGUCUUAAAAAGAUAUGAUUUAGGAAUGCACUUUAUGUACAGCUAAACUGGUGUAUACUAUUUUUUUUUCUCCAAGAAAAAUUAAAUAAGUUCCUACUAGUGCACUGUCACGUUUGAGCACCUCCUGAUUUUAACAUGGCAUUCAGCAGUAAUGCAGUAGCAGUUCUUCUGAAUUUCAGCUCCAGGGAUUUUAAUCAACAUCAUGCUUUUGUUAAAAUGAGCUGAUCCAAUUUGAUUUUUGUGCACACUGAUCAAAAUAAGCAAAUGCAAAAGUCCACAAGUUCCUUUUGUAACUUUGGCUUGAUGUCGUCUUCCUGGAAAGAAGGGGAAAAAAAAGUAAUGCAAACUGCCAGUUUAUUAAAAAAAUACCCAAGUUGGUUAAAAGCUUUUAAUUUUUUGAAAGCCUUUCAUGCAUAUUCCAACUAGUGGGUAGGUAGAUAUCCUCAAGGAAGCCCUUCCUUUGCAUACUUAGCAGAUAAAGUAUGACCAUCAUAAGAACAAUUCAAAAGAGCAG